Messenger RNA from Morone saxatilis (striped sea-bass), 2330 nucleotides. Its product is annotated as sterile alpha motif domain-containing protein 14-like. The record is from RefSeq and is a predicted model, not a curated record. The transcript has 12 exons. Lineage: Eukaryota; Metazoa; Chordata; Actinopteri; Moronidae. Gene Ontology annotation, molecular function: actin filament binding. Gene Ontology annotation, biological process: calcium-mediated signaling; actin filament organization; neuron projection development. The coding region runs from base 1 to 1554 and encodes 517 amino acids. Gene Ontology annotation, cellular component: actin cytoskeleton; cytoplasm; postsynaptic density.
AUGGAUGUGAGCUCCGGCUGCGCCCCCUCCCCGCCCCUCUGCUUCGAGCUGCCUCACACAACCACAGGCUGCUGCUGCUGCUGCUGCUACUGCCGCCUUCAUCAUCAUGGCAUGCAGAUGACUUGUUUAAAGGCAUUGGAGGAGCAGCAGGCCUGUUGGGAGAGCCAGAAGGAUGAGUUGGAGCAAAAAGUGGAGGAUGGGGAGGAGAAAGCUGACAAACUAGAGAAUUAUUGGCAAGAGGCCCAGACAUUNUGCAGGGUUGUGAGCCAGCGACUGGCAGAUGCCCAGAGCCAAUCAGAAAGCUUGGAGAUCAAAUACAGUAAGGCCAAGAGACUGGUCCGAGAAUACCAGAGCAGAGAGGAGGAGAGGGAAAAAAGAGAAGCCGAUUUGAGGAGAGAAAUGGAGGAGAGAGAUAAGCUGCACAGAGAGACAGUUGAAAGGCUGCAAAUCCAGAUAGCACAGCUGGAGAGGAAAGAGCCAGAAAGAAAGAACCACUCUGUGGACCCCUCAGUCACUGGUCCAGACUGGUAUAUUCCAGUCCCUGAUACGGGACGUCUAGACUCCAGUGCUCACAUAGCCAGAGCUCAACUGGCCCAGAAAUCCAAGCGCCACCCGCCUUCUCGAGACAAACUCAGAGAGAGCUUUAGGAAGCAGGAAGGUGAAGGUCAGAAACGCCAGGAGAGCGAGUCACUGUCUGCUCCCACAGUGGCACAAAGGGGCAGCAGAAGUGACCAGUCCAGUACCUCGUCUUUCUCAGCCCUCAGUCCUCAACCUCCCACCAACGCCGUCUUCACCCCUCCCAUCUACAUCAACGACACGUUCACUCCCUCACCGUGCAAAUCCUCCGUAUCCCGGAAGUCCAAAAGGAAAUUUCCCGACUUAAGUGGCCUUCGCAAGUCUCUCAGCAAAAGGAGAAGUGAGAAACACAGCAAAAAGUCCACAAACAGCAGGGGGUCGUGUGGUGACCUGGUGGAUGAGCCCGCUGGAGUUUCUCCAUCAGGUUCAGUCACCUCCAUGCCCUCUUGCCUCCCCUUCCCCUGGUUUGGAGAGCGAGGGAGAGAAAAAGAAGAGGGUGAGAGAGGCAGGGAGAGACUUCGGUCUGUGUCCAGCAGCAGUCUACCUUACCUGACCACCACAGGUAGAAGAGAUCAGACGUUGGACGAUGACCCAGUUCCCACCAAUAACAACAACCAGUGGCAAAGUCAACCCGUCUUGGAGUGGAACAACCAGCAGGUGUGUCUGUGGUUAAUCGCCAUGAACAUGGACCAGUACGCUUCUGAGUUCACUGCCAGAGGUGUGGAUGGGGCCGCGCUGCUCAGUAUGGACAGUGAAAAACUCAAGGCUCUUGGGGUGUGCAGCCAUAGCGACCGGUCUGCCCUCAAGAAGAAGCUGAAGGAGAUGAAGAAAAGCGAGGAAAAGGGACAAAGGAAAGGAGAGAAGAAUGCGGUUUUGGAUAAGGAGAGCGACGAAAAAGAGAAAGCGAAGAUGGCGAUGGAGUCCGUAAAAGACUCCAGACGCAGUGGCAAAACUGUAAGAACUGAGUCACUCCUGUAAAGGUGACGUCGGAGAUGCAUAAGGGUGUGUUUGCAGUCUAACGCACGCAAAUAAACUUGAACAAAUGUCUGUUUAGUUAAUAGAAACAGCUAGAUCUACUGCACACAUCUAUUGUUCACAUCUUAAUAGUUAUCAUUUAGGAUACAGAACACUGGUUGGUUUUAAACUGAUAGACCGAACUUUGGACCAGAGCAGAGGUCGACUCCAGCACCAAAGUUCACACUCACAGCAGACGCACAUCUCUCUGUAUACGUCAGGUGUAAAGUGACAAUUUGCUACUGUUUUACAGUGUUUUUUUUUUUUAUUUUUUAUCAUGAACCUUAAAUUAUCCUUAGAAUGAUUUUAAUAUUUAACGUGCCGAUUUAAGCACGCAGGUAUCUGCUGUAAAUGCUUUUUUUAUGUAUUAAUAAAUAACGUUUUAAACCUUCUUCUAGUCAUCUUUAAAAAGUAAUUUCACCUUGAAUAAACACACAGAACACAUGGAUAUAUUUUAAAAAAACAUUUAUUUAAGAAACUGUUUGUAUCCUCUGUUUCUUCCUAUUUUACAGCCAGUGAAUAAAAGGCGAAUUCUGCAGAGGUUUGGUAUUUACACACCAAAUGCUCGACAACUGCAGUUGCUCCAUAACUUACAACCUGAGGUGCCUUGAGCAUGAAAAAUGCUGAUUGGUCUAAGUUAAGGCAGAUCCUUAAAAAAACUUUAAAAAAAAAAAGAAAUUAAAAAAUUGGGAAAAUAAACAUUUUAGUAAAAAAAAAAAAAAAAGCCUGUAUUUGCAUUG